Messenger RNA from Olea europaea var. sylvestris, 1152 nucleotides. Its product is annotated as CENP-B homolog protein 2-like. Gene Ontology annotation, molecular function: DNA binding. The coding region runs from base 1 to 1152 and encodes 383 amino acids. The transcript is spliced from 2 exons. Gene Ontology annotation, cellular component: nucleus. Lineage: Eukaryota; Viridiplantae; Streptophyta; Magnoliopsida; Lamiales; Oleaceae. The record is from RefSeq and is a predicted model, not a curated record.
AUGUCUGCAGAAAUUAUCCAAGGAAAAGCAAAAGAGUUUUUGCAAAGAAUGUAUGGUGAAACUAAUCCAGAAUUCAGCUUUUCUAGUGGAUGGUUAGAACGUUUCAAGGCAAGAUAUGGAAUCAAAUUUUACCAAUGUUUUGGUGAAAGUGGUUCAGUUAUCAUGGAGAACAUUGAAAAUGCUUUACCUGGAAUACGAUCAAAACUAGACCAGUUUCAAUUGAAGGAUAGUUACAAUAUGGAAGAAACUGGAUUAUUUUGCCGAUUGAAAACUGAUCAUUCACUUGCUACCAAGCAGCUCAAAGGACGCAAAAAAGAUAAGGAGAGAAUUAAUGUUGUUUUUUGUUGCAAUGGUGAUGGAUUUGACAAAGUAUCACUUUGGGUUAUUGGUAAGUAUGCAAAUCCUAGAUGGUUUAAAAAUGUGAACAUGAACAAUCUUAAUUGCAAGUAUCGAUCCAACAAGAAAGCUUGGAUGACUGACUUGCUUUUUCAAGAUUUUGUUGGUUGGUUUGAUAAGAGAAUGAAAGGCAUGAAGGUUCUCUUCAUAGUAGACGAUUGCCCAACCCAUCCAAAGGUAGUUGAAGGCUUAAGAAAUGUAGAGUUAUUUUUCUUACCUCCUAACACAACGUCUAAGAUUCAACCAUGUGAUGCUGGGAUUAUUCGAGUAUUUAAAGAUCAUUAUCGUCGUCAUUUUUAUUCUAGCAUCUUACAAGGCCUUAAGGUUGAAGCACCAAAUCCUGAAAAAAUUAAUAUUUUGAAUGCUAUUAAUUUUGCUAACACGACUUGGAAUUUUGAUGUGAAGACAACAACAAUUGCAAAUUGUUUUCGACAUUGCAAGAUUCGGUCAGAAGAAAACAAUAUUCCCGAACCAGAAGUUGGCGAAUUAGAAGAAAACGAAGAAAUUAUUCAAUCGGUAAUGAACAGUAAUGAUGAUGAGAAUAAUCCUGAACCAGAUGAUAGUAGCGUUGUCCCAAAUGUGUCGUCAAAAGAGGCAUUUCAAGCAGUAGUCACCUUAAGCAACUACUUGCUACAACACGAGCAAAAUAUUCCGGAAGUUGUGUAUGCUCUACAAAAAGUUAAGGAUGUGGUUCAUUUUGAUUUAGGUGGGAAGAAAAAACAAUCAACUAUAGAUGCAUAUUUUCAAAAGGAAUGA